UCCCAGGCGCCCUUUGUUUCCUGGGCAGCUCUGUGGCCAUGGACGUGUUCCAGAAGGUAGAGAAGAUCGGAGAGGGCACCUAUGGGGUGGUGUAUAAGGCCAAGAACAAGGAGACGGGGCAGCUUGUGGCCCUCAAGAAGAUCAGGCUGGAUUUGGAAACUGAGGGAGUCCCAAGCACUGCCAUCAGGGAGAUCUCCCUGCUCAAAGAGCUGAAGCACCCCAACAUCGUCAGGCUGCUGGACGUGGUGCACUGUGAGAAGAGGCUGUACCUGGUGUUCGAGUUCCUCAGCCAGGACCUGAAGAAGUACAUGGACUCCACGCCGGCCUCCGGGCUCCCCCUGCACUUGGUCAAGAGCUACCUCUUCCAGCUGCUGGAGGGGGUGAGCUUCUGCCACUCCCACCGGGUCAUCCACCGAGACCUGAAGCCCCAGAAUCUGCUCAUCGACGAGUUGGGUGCCAUCAAGCUGGCUGACUUUGGACUGGCGCGAGCCUUCGGGGUGCCCCUACGCACCUACACCCACGAGGUGGUGACACUUUGGUAUCGCGCGCCUGAGAUCCUCUUGGGCAGCAAGUUCUAUUCCACGGCCGUGGAUGUCUGGAGCAUUGGCUGUAUCUUUGCCGAGAUGGUAGAGAGAGGGACAGACAUGGCGACAGGGAGGCCACAGGCAGGGUCCUGUGGGGUGGGGGAAAAGAUCGGGAUUCUGAGCACAGCCGUAGGAGGGAUAUCUUAUCUGGUGUUGGAUUCUGUAGGACAAGGGAGUGGACCCCACACCCCAUCUCCCUCAUUGCAGGUAACCCGUCGAGCCCUGUUUCCUGGCGACUCUGAGAUUGACCAGCUCUUUCGAAUCUUUCGAACCCUGGGGACGCCCGAUGAAGCCAUGUGGCCAGGAGUCACCCAGCUGCCUGACUAUAAGGGCAGUUUCCCCAAGUGGACCCGGAAGGGGCUGGAGGAGAUUGUACCUGGUCUGGAACCAGCGGGCAAGGACCUGCUCAUGCAACUCCUGCAGUACGACCCCAGCCAGCGGAUCUCCGCCAAGGCCGCCCUCGCACACCCGUACUUCUUGGCCGCUGAGGCCCCCCAGGCCCCCCACCAGCGCGUGCUGGAGCGUUUCUGCCGCUAAGAGGGUGUGAGGCCCUCGGAGCCUCUCUCCACUGCUGCCCCGGCUGCCUCCCACCCUCUUCUUGAGAAAGAGGACCUCUCUGGGAGGGAGCAAAGCUGAGGAAUUUGGCAUCAGCGGCCAGAGGGCUGAGUUUGGGUCAGUCCUGCCCGCAGGUUAAGGAGUUCUGUGUUGUUUGUUGGGUUUGACAGUGCGGUUCAAGAGGGGAGCCCCGUGCGCCAGGGGUGUGUUAGAGGCUGGGCCCCCUGGCGCUUGGAAAGACAGGGGCCGAGGAGAGGAGGAAGGCUGCCCCCAUGUGGUGGCAAGGCAGAACCAGAUUCCUGCCCCCCCCAAGGGAAAGGGUGCCCUCUGCUGGUCUUUUUGGCUUUAAAAUGUUUGGGGGAAAAGUUGCAUUCCAGUUAAGAGUCCAAGUUAAACAGGAAGUGGGGCCAGGGAGAGAGAGGACAUUUUCCUGAUCUCAGGGGAGAUCAGGGUGUGUGUCUGGCUGUUCUAAGUAGCUGUCUUGUACUUGGGAUAUGCUUACGUUGUUUGCCUCUGGCUUUAAGAACAGGAAAUAA
This is a messenger RNA of Suricata suricatta (meerkat), 1675 nucleotides long. It is a transcript of the gene CDK3, whose product is annotated as cyclin dependent kinase 3. Gene Ontology annotation, molecular function: ATP binding; cyclin binding; cyclin-dependent protein serine/threonine kinase activity. The transcript is spliced from 7 exons. Gene Ontology annotation, cellular component: nucleus; cytoplasm; cyclin-dependent protein kinase holoenzyme complex. Lineage: Eukaryota; Metazoa; Chordata; Mammalia; Carnivora; Herpestidae. Bases 39 to 1121 code for a protein of 360 amino acids. The record is from RefSeq and is a predicted model, not a curated record. Gene Ontology annotation, biological process: protein phosphorylation; G1/S transition of mitotic cell cycle; regulation of G2/M transition of mitotic cell cycle.